UUUCUGAUAUGAUUAAAAAGCCCUCUCCGAAGAGUGGGCGAUCCAUAUACAAAACGGCAUAUGGAUACCCCAAAAUUUUGCCCAAGUCCAGGGGCAAAUACCACCGGGACUGAAGGCGUAAAAUAUCAAUGGCGCCCCGAAGGCAAAUACCAACGGCGCCCCAAAGGCGAAAUACCAAUGGCGUCACGAGGCGAAUACCAUCGGAGGCCCCAGAGGCUAUGGGGUUGCACCGGCAAACAGCAACUAACCGCUUUUGAAUUAAUAAAUUUUAGACGGUGAGUAAAAAAAGGAUAAUCUACUCACUAAUUAAUAAAGAAGGAUAAUUUGCUCACUAAUAAUUUGCUCACACUUAGUUGUCUUCAUUUCUCUGCCUAAUUCACUUUUCCUUAACAGUCUCUUAUUUAUUUCUAAAAUGACUCAUCGCAUAAAUUACACGAUAUCU
This is a messenger RNA of Meloidogyne enterolobii, 442 nucleotides long. The record is from the annotation of a GenBank genome assembly. NCBI's taxonomy places the organism in Eukaryota, Metazoa, Nematoda, Chromadorea, Rhabditida, Meloidogynidae.